UAAUGUAAGCCAAAAGAUUAGUUCUUGAUCCUUUUUGUUAUAGACAGUUUGGAAAAUAAGGAAGUUAAUAAAUUCUUUAUGAACGAGAGAAAUUUGUGGAAAAAGUGAAUGAAUUAUAUAAAAGUGAAGAUUUAAAGGAUGGGUAUCAAUAAUUGAUUAUAUUAGUUAUGCUCCAUUUUGUAAACAUAUAUUUAUAGAAAAUUUCACAGAGACACCAAAUUAUAUAUUGAAAAUAACAUAAGAAAAUGAGCAUUUAAUAAGGACAGCAUAUAAAGCAAGGAAUGAAAGAGAAGUAUAAAUAUUAAUUAAAUUAAAAAAGUUACCUGUAUUAACUAGAUUCAUUCCAGCAGAAUCUAUUUAAUUAUAGAAAGCGAAAUAUUUAGAUAUUAUUCUUUAUUCAAAAGAAUAAAUUACUAAAGAAAAUAAAUCAUAAGGAGUUGAGGAUAUUCAUGGUGCAAUUGAUUAUGAUUUUGGCAUAAUUUCAAUUAAACCAUAGGAUGAAAAUUCUGAAAUACCUAUGUUACCAAUUACAUCAAUGAGAAAUUCUUUAGGAACUAAAGAAGGAGGAUCAGGAGUAGAGAUAAAUAGAGAAGAGUAUUUAAAAUCUGUAGACUUUUGGUCAAAACAUAUAUUGGUUGAGUGAUA
Paramecium pentaurelia is the source of this 645-nucleotide messenger RNA. The record is from the annotation of a GenBank genome assembly. Lineage: Eukaryota; Ciliophora; Oligohymenophorea; Peniculida; Parameciidae.